Tetrahymena thermophila SB210 is the source of this 978-nucleotide messenger RNA. Its product is annotated as papain family cysteine protease. The transcript has a single exon. Lineage: Eukaryota; Ciliophora; Oligohymenophorea; Hymenostomatida; Tetrahymenidae. Gene Ontology annotation, cellular component: lysosome. The record is from RefSeq and is a predicted model, not a curated record. Gene Ontology annotation, molecular function: cysteine-type endopeptidase activity.
AUGAAUAAAACUCUUAUCAUCGCUUUUGUCAGUAUUUUGGCUAUUUCUGCUUUUGGCUUUAUUUCUUUAAAAGAGAAUUCUCAUAAUGUCAGAGCUCAAUAAGAUGCCUUAACUCUCUUUAAGUAAUUCAAAAUGAAAUACAACAAAAGAUAUGCUGACCCAGAUUUUGAAUCUUACAGAUUCGGUGUUUUCUCAGAAAACCUAGAAGUAAUUAAAACUGACUCUACUUUUGGUAUUACUCAAUUCAUGGAUUUAACUAGUGCUGAAUUCUCUGAAUAGUACUUGACUUUAAAGGUCAAUAAGAAUUAAGACAACAGUAAAAUUUACAAGCCUAAGGAUGAUGUAGAGAUCAAAGAAAUAGAUUUCACUACUCUUGGAAAGGUUACUCCUGUUAAGGAUUAAGGUCGUUGUGGUUCUUGCUAUGCUUUUUCAACCACUGGCGCAAUCGAAUCUGCUCUUUUAAUUUCUGGAGUAGGUGAAGCUAACACUCUUAGUCUCUCAGAAUAAGAAAUAGUAGACUGUGUUAAAGAACCAGAAUAUAACUAACUUGGAGGUUGCUAAGAUGGUUACAUGGAUGAAAGUUUUAAGUACAUUAUUAAAAACAAGAUUUCUAAAGCUGCAGAUUAUCCCUAUACAGCAGUAGAAGGUAAAUGUAAAGAUACUUCUUCCUUCGAAAAGUAUGCUAUUUCAAGCUACGUAGAUGUUCCUUCAGGUGAUUGCAAAGCUCUUUUAACUGCCUUAUAAGAUCAUCCUGUUUCUGUUGCUAUUGAUGCAAAAAAUUUGUAAUACUACACUUCUGGAGUUUACAGUAACUGCUCUGACAACCUUACUCAUGCUGUCCUUCUAGUUGGUUACUCUAGUUCUGCUCUCAAGCUUAAGAACUCAUGGGGUACAUAAUUUGGUGAAAACGGUUAUUUUAGAUUAGCUGUCGGUAAUACUUGUGGUGUUUGCAAUGCUGCUUCCUUCCCUGUUCUUUGA